AGAACCGAAUGACAGUGAUCAAAGCACUGAACAUCCCACAUGUCAUCCGAUGAACAAAUUGAAACAGACAUGACUAUGUUCCGGCUUUAGCAUCAUUCACGGGUGUAUUUUGGGUCACAGAACUUGCUUUGCUCUUGAAAUACCUGUGGUAUUUGGCGCUGCCAAAUGGAAUAACAGAAAAGGAAUACAAGUAUCUUCUAACCAUGCUCAUUGGAUCUAAAUAAUUAUGUGUUGGUUGUACCUGAAGAAUCAGAUUCAUGAAAAGCAUCAUUCUAGCUGCUUGAAUCGUCAUGGAGCUUAGAUAACAUCAGUUGCUUAAAGAACAUUCACGAAAAGUCUCUCGGACAUGACAAAAACAAAGGCAAAGCAGACAAAGAGGGGACACAUUGCUAAUGCCACAUUAUUUACUAAUGGAGUCACCUGGGAAGGCCUCCAUAAACAAAUGGACCAAAUGCUUUGCAUCACAUCGGGACUGCACAAAUUGAUUCGAAGAUUGUUAGACCAACCAGUACCAUUCGCCACACCAUGGAAGAUAAAAGAACUGUAGAAAAGAGAAUAUGGAGCAAACAAAAAUCAGCAUUCAGACUACAAAUAGUAGUUACUGUCCAAUAAGUCAUGAAGCAUUUUUCUUUACUAUUUCCUCUUCUUCGAUUAAGACUCCAGCUAUCUAUUGAGAAUUCGACAGAAACAGACAGACAAAACCUUCAUUUGCUGUCUUUAAUAGUAUUUUUUUUUUUUUUUUUUUUGCCCAUUUUGGCUUGUUACUGUCUUUACUGGUUAUACAAGAACAAGAAGGCAUGUAAAUGGAAAUGCACUAUGGUUAACCUGAUGUCACAAGGAAUAUGCAAUUUGGGGACAAGGACAUCAUCAGUGGGGCUUCUGGAAAGGUUUGGCUCCUAGAAACAUUGGAAACAUCAAAGAAUUCAUUGUCUGAUAUAGACAAAGUUGAAUCUAGUCCAGAACAUCUAAAUUCCAUUCUCAUAAAGAGUGUACCUUCCCUGAGGAAGUCAGGAACCACAGACGACUUCCACCAUGUCUCCUCAGCAUCGCUCCCACGUCCCCAAAUUCGGCAGCUGGGACAGGGGCAAGGACGAAGUUCGAUACACGGCCUACUUUGAUAAUGCACGCCAAGAGAAAGCCGGAGUCAGGAUAAAUCCUAAUGACCCUGAGGAGAAUCCAGAGGCCUUCAUGCCUGGACCCAUCUGUGACAUGGAAAAGAUUUUCAAUUCAGUCCAAGCCAUUUCAUCCACGAAAAGACAAGGCAGCCAGGUAAGCGCGCCAGUGCUCAUAGAAGAAGCCUUUCCGAUCAACCAAAAGCAGGUUACACUACUGGCUCGUCUUCAUCAAUGCAAAGAGGUAGGAGGUACCGAAGAGAAAGGGAUGCAACCAAUCCAUGUGAUCAUCCUGUAAGUUACUUCAUGAUUCAGAAGCUAUCUCUACAGCAAAUAACAAAGUAUUCUUUUGGCAUAUUGAUAAGCGUCUGCCUUAGAAAGAAAUCAGAAC
Molecule: messenger RNA, 1503 nt
Organism: Eucalyptus grandis
Lineage: Eukaryota; Viridiplantae; Streptophyta; Magnoliopsida; Myrtales; Myrtaceae
Exons: 2
Coding region: 1033-1410 (125 amino acids)
Source: RefSeq, a predicted model, not a curated record